Messenger RNA from Orycteropus afer afer, 330 nucleotides. It is a transcript of the gene POLD4, whose product is annotated as DNA polymerase delta 4, accessory subunit. Gene Ontology annotation, biological process: DNA-templated DNA replication; DNA synthesis involved in DNA repair. The record is from RefSeq and is a predicted model, not a curated record. The coding region runs from base 1 to 330 and encodes 109 amino acids. NCBI's taxonomy places the organism in Eukaryota, Metazoa, Chordata, Mammalia, Tubulidentata, Orycteropodidae. The transcript has 4 exons. Gene Ontology annotation, molecular function: DNA-directed DNA polymerase activity. Gene Ontology annotation, cellular component: delta DNA polymerase complex.
AUGGGCCGGAAGCGGCUCAUCACUGACUCCUACCCCGCAGUGAAGAGGCGGGAGGGGCCUGCCGGGCACAGCAAGGGGGAGCUGGCAGCCGAGCCAGGGGAGGCGCCCCAGUCCCCCGGCGGGGAUGUGGAAGAAGUGGAGCUGGAGUUGCUGAGGCAGUUUGACCUGGCCUGGCAGUACGGGCCCUGCACAGGGAUCACACGGCUGCAGCGCUGGCAUCGGGCGGAACAGAUGGGCUUGGACCCUCCCGCAGAGGUGCACCAGGUGCUCAAGACCCACCCCGGAGACCCCCGCUUCCAGUGCAGCCUGUGGCAUCUCUAUCCCCUUUGA